GUUCGGCAUCAAGGAGAUCAAAGUGCUCCUUCUCGACCCCUUCCCUCUCGACUCACUGAAUGCAUUCGACAAAGCCCAUUAUCAGGUGGAUGAAUGCUUUGGCAUACUGUCGGAAGCUGAAUUACUUCGUCGUAUAUCCGAUUACAAUGUAGUGUGUUUGAGUGGCGAGAGAGAGACCGAGUAUCUAACCGAUGAAGUAUUACGAUCUGCACACCGUCUUUUGGCGAUUGGAGUAUUUGGUCCACUUUCUAUCCAAGUCAAUUUGAAAGCAGCUCAGGCUAUGGGUAUCCCAGUGUUUACUGCACCUUAUCAGUACACGCACAGUGUUGCUGAAAUGUCUUUGGCAAAUAUCAUUUUGCUGUCUAGACAGAUUGGCGAUCGCAGCAAAGAAAUUCAUGCUGGCGAAUGGAACAAGACAUCAACCAACUGCGUUGAAGUACGUGGCAAAACACUCGGUAUUGUUGGAUAUGGCCAUGCUGGCUCGCAACUUGGCAUUAUGGCAGAAGCGCUAUCCAUCUGCGUUAUUUUUUACGAUGAACUUAGUUUGAUGCCAAUUGGCCGUGCAAAACCAGUUGAUACUCUAGAUGAACUACUUGCCAAGUCUGAUUAUGUGGCUAUCAACAUUACCUCCACUCCAGAAAACGAUGGAUUGUUUGAUAAAAAUAUGCUUGCCAAAAUGAAACAAGGCAGUUAUUUGAUCAAUGCAUCCGCAAGUGAAGCUGUUGAUCAUGCGGCUCUCGCAGACGCAAUCAAGUCAAAGCAUAUUGCAGGUGCAGCAAUCGAUGCUAUUCCAGCUCACGAGAUUGAUGGGAAAACCUUCAAAUCUCCUUUGCAGUCAGCUCGCAAUGUGAUUCUUACGCCUGUUAUUGCUGGAGAUACUCUUGAAGCACGUCGACGUAUUGUUGCAGAGAUUACAGAGGAUGUUGUGCGUUACAUCUCCGAGGGUACGACCAUUGGCGCUGUCAACUUUCCUAGUGUUGCUGCCUGGCCUCUCAAGCCUGGGAGUCGCCGUAUUAUUUGCAUGCACAGAAAUGUGCGUGGAGUGCUCAAGGAAAUUGAUCAUAUUCUGUCUGCAUACAAUGUUGGAAAGCAAGUGUUAGACACAAAAGAUUCGCUUGGAUAUCUCAUUGCAGAUGUGAUGACAGAUCAACUCUCUACAGAGAUUGUGAGUCAGUUAGCAAUGCUUGCCAAUACGGUGAGAACUCGGAUUGUCUGAUAGACUGCGUUUCUGGUUUGAUCCAUCAGAUUCGUUACAUUACGAACGGAUGAGAUUUUAGUUGACAAAACUUUCAAUAAAUAAUCAUUAGUUUGAUGA
This is a messenger RNA of Batrachochytrium dendrobatidis JAM81, 1315 nucleotides long. RefSeq lists its product as uncharacterized. The transcript is spliced from 8 exons. Lineage: Eukaryota; Fungi; Chytridiomycota; Chytridiomycetes; Rhizophydiales. Gene Ontology annotation, molecular function: oxidoreductase activity, acting on the CH-OH group of donors, NAD or NADP as acceptor; NAD binding. The record is from RefSeq and is a predicted model, not a curated record. The coding region runs from base 281 to 1216 and encodes 311 amino acids.